This is a messenger RNA of Chrysochloris asiatica (Cape golden mole), 2574 nucleotides long. RefSeq names its product protein tyrosine phosphatase, receptor type, H (gene PTPRH). Gene Ontology annotation, biological process: protein dephosphorylation. Gene Ontology annotation, molecular function: protein tyrosine phosphatase activity; protein binding. The record is from RefSeq and is a predicted model, not a curated record. The transcript is spliced from 16 exons. The coding region runs from base 1 to 2574 and encodes 857 amino acids. NCBI's taxonomy places the organism in Eukaryota, Metazoa, Chordata, Mammalia, Afrosoricida, Chrysochloridae.
AUGAGGAAGAAGGAUGAGAUGCAGGACUUGAGUGAGAUUGUCACCCCUGAAGCCUCCACUUCCUCCUCCUCCCCUUCCUGCCCUGGCCUCUGGCCCCACCAAUGGGCUGGGAAAGGGGAAAUUCUUGAGUUGAAAGUCCAUGAGGUGGAACGUGUUGGGCUGUGGCUGCUGGGUCCCUGGUGCAGUGUCUGGAGACAUGCCUGGGGCCAGCGGUGGCCCCAGGGCCUGGGGGUGCCUGGUGUUGCUGUACCAAACCCAGUGACAGAUCUCAGGAUGCAGGACAGGACCAACAGCUCCAUCACAUUGACCUGGACAGCACCCCAGGGCCCAGACCAACCACCCUACACUUACUGGGUCCAGUGGUUGAGGGAAGACAUAGAAGGAACUCAAAACACCACAGACCCUAGGAUCACAGUGAAUGAUUUGCAGGCUGGGACUCUGUACACAUUCACUGUCUGGGCAGAGAAGAAUGGUGUCAAUGGUACAAAUCAGACGAUUAAUGAAUCUACAGACUUCAUGCAAGUAACUCAAAACACCACAGACCCUAGGAUCACAGUGAAUGAUUUGGAGGCUGGGACUCUGUUCACAUUCACUGUCUGGGCAGAGAGGAAUGGUGUCAAUGGUACCAAUAAGACGAUUAAUGAAUCUACAGUUCCCAAUACAGUGGAAAGUCUCAAAAUUCAGGAUCGGACCAACAGUUCCAUCACCUUGAACUGGGCAGCACCUCUGGGCCCAGCUCAACCACCCUACACCUACUGUGUCCAGUUGCAGAGGGGGAAUAUGGAUCUAGGAAUUCAACAGACCUCAGAUUCCAGGAUUACAAGGAAUGACCUAAAAGCUGGGACUCUGUACACCUUCACUGUGUGGACCCAGAGGAACGGGGUCAGCAGUGAUAACAGCACCCUCAUUGAAGCUACUGUUCCCAACGAAGUCAUAGAUCUGCAGAACACAACUCAGACCAAGAAUUCAGUCAGGCUGAACUGGAAGCCCCCCACAGACACUCACACUCAGCUCUACGUAUACUGGAUCCAGUGGGCCAGUGGAGGACAGCCCCAAAAGAAGAGUGAUCCCUUAGGAGAUAAGAUCAACCAGACAGGCAAGACCAAUGAGACUUGGUACGUAGUGAAGGCCCUAGCACCUGGGACUCUGUACAACUUCACUGUGUGGGCAGAGAUGAACAACGUUUCCAGUUCCACACAGAGUCUCCGUGCAUCCACAGCACCUGACCCCGUCACCAUAAUGUCCUGCAUGAGUACCUCGGAUGGUUACGGGGUUAUCCUGACCUGGUCCUGCCCCUCAGGAGGUUAUGAAGUCUUCAGCUUGGACGUGGGUGGGCAGCACUUCCAGGACAGUUCCAUGUGUGGGGAGACAGUGACCUUGUUGGGUCUGCAGCCAGCUCGGUCCUAUCCAGCUAUUGUCACAACAGUGUGGGAUGGAAUGAGGGCCCCCUCAGCCUCCAUGACCUGCUAUACUGAGAGUGCAGGGGUCAUCAUCGGUGCCAUUGUGGGAGUUCUCUUGUUACUCAUCCUUGUGGUCCUCCUGGUUUUCUUCCUGAAGAAGAGGAAUAACAAGCACAAGGAGAAAUUGGCAUCUCGGGAUCUGGCCUUCAGUUUCCCAUUAGAUAUCCUGGUUGAAGAUUUUGCUGAUCAUGUCAGAACAAAUGAGAAGGAUAGCAACUGCGGUUUUGCAGAGGAAUACCAGCAACUUGCCCUGGAGGGACAUGACCAGCUGCACAUAGUGGCCUCAGCUCCAGAGAACAACACCAAGAACCGCUACAAAGAUGUGUUUCCCUAUGACUGGUCCCGGGUGCCCCUGAAGCCACUCCAUGGGGAGCCAGGCUCUGACUACAUCAAUGCUAACUUCAUUCCUGGUCUCUGGAACUCCCAGGAAUUCAUCGCAGCGCAGGGCCCCCUGCCUCAGACAAUAGGUGACUUCUGGCGCCUGGUGUGGGAGCAACAGAGCCACACCCUGGUCAUGCUGACCAACUGCGUGGAGUCUGGUCGGGUGAAGUGUGAACAUUAUUGGCCUCUGGAUUCUCAGACCUGUACCCAUGGGCAACUGCAGGUGACGUUGGUGGAGGAGGAGGUGACAGAGGACUGGACUAUUCGGGACCUAAAGCUCUUCCAUAUGGAAGAGCAGAAGACUCUAUCUGUACGUCAAUUCCACUUCCUGGCUUGGCCUGAUCAUGGCGUCCCCCACUCCCCAGACCCCUUGCUGGCCUUCUGGAAGGUUCUUCGGAAGUGGCUGGACCAGAAUAUGGAAGGAGGGCCACCCAUUGUACACUGCAGCGCUGGCGUGGGACGCACUGGUACCCUCAUUGCCCUGGAUGUCCUGCUCCGGCAGCUGAUGCGUGAUGGUCUAGUGGGGCCUUUCAGCUUUGUGAGAAAAAUGAGAGGAAGCCGACCCUUGAUGGUUCAAACUGAGGCCCAGUAUGUGUUCCUACACCAGUGCAUCCUUCGGUUCUUGCAACAGUCUCCCCCAGCCUCAGUGGAGAAGGAGGUCAUGUAUGAGAAUGUUAAGAAUAUACUCUAUGAGAAUGUGGCUGAAAUCCAGGACCAGAAAUGGGCGGCCUAG